UUUCUUACCGUCCAAUUAUAUUUGUUCUCCCCCUCUCCUCCUCCCCAUUCAACUAAUUUUAUCUAUUGAUGACAUGGAAGCAGUGGACACUGAACUUACUCAACUGAACCUUUGUAGUCAACUACGAGCUAAUUCAUCUUUCAUGAAGGUCUUGGCUACUCUCUUUUAUUAUGGAAACCAAACAAUGAAUGCUGCUCAAUUGGUCGUAGCUGUUAGAGCUUUAGAAUUACUUCCUCUUCGAGGUGAAACACCAAAAAGUACGAUUCAAGGCAUUAUCUCCACGGCACGUAAAACAGCAAGAGAUCUGAAAAAGCCUGAUCCAUUCCGUAUUGAAAAAGAAGGUGUUGGACGACAAGCAAAGUAUUGCAUUUCAGAUGAUGUACUUAAUGGUGCUACUGUUCCUGCCAUUCAAGAGAUUCCUGAUGAACCAAUUCAUUUGAAACCUGUCGAAUAUUCCACUUCUCACUACGCAUUUACGAGCAAUCGCAACAAACGACAUCGAAAAUUGACAAAAUUAUCAAAAUCAAAACGUAGACGAAAUGCUAGUGGUGAUUCUGAUGGGAAUGGCUCAGAUAUUGAUAUCGAUUCUGAUGAAGAAUUUGGAUUUGGAAUAUCCGAUGAUGAGAUCAUAAAAGAACCACCACCACCUGAAGAAGAUACUAUAUUCGACUAUUCUUUAUUAUAUUCGCCACCAGAAGAUGGUAGCUACAUUGAUGCUAUUGACUUUGGUUCUUAUCCUGUGGCUUCUCAUUUUGCUAUAGUACAACAAAAAGGCUAUUCUUAUCCGCGAUUCCGAUCUCAUGAAAAAAUCAAGAUUCCCAAGGUGCAAUGUGAAGACAAGUACAGAGUGACAGAUAUUAUUGGAAAGGAAAAGGAUGUCAUUGGACGCGUAUUUAUUCUUGCUGAUGGUCAUGGUGGUCCUGGAUGCGCCGAAUAUUUUGUACGAAAUACACCUCAAGCCAUACAACAAUUAUGCGAUAAAUAUGAUCCCAAUGAUUUUGCUGACAAGACAACACAACAACAAUUCGAAAAAGGUGUCAAGGAACUAGUUACAAAUUUGGAUGAAAAAUAUUUACAGAUCAAACGAACACAACUUUGUUAUCCACAACCUCCCAACAGAUUAUCCACAUCUCAGCAACCUGACAAUAAAGUAUCAGUCAAUCAUAUCACAUCGAAUAACAGUGACAACAACAACGAUAAUGACAAGGUGGUGAAUGAAAAUAACGAUAGUAACAAUAACAAGGAUCAACAACCUUCAGAUAUAAGCUCAACGACAGUAGACAAUGAUGGAUGUACUUUGAUUAUCAAUAUCUUCUUUGGUAUUUGGUUGAUCAAUAUCAAUGUUGGUGAUUCACGAUCUAUUUUGAUAUCAGCACCAGAACCAGGGACAUCAUCACCUCCAACAGCAUCAGCAACACACAACAACACAGGUGGCUCUGCAUCAACAAGUCCAUAUGUUACACCACCAGGUGGAUUUGACAAGGAUUAUAUGAUGGACGUUGCAUUUGCAUCACAGGAUCAUAAGCCUUAUCUAGAACAUCUCGUACGUGAAAUCUUGGAAAAUGGUGGAGAAUUCAUUGACUCUGUACAAAAUCGUGUGAUCAAGGUGGAAUUGGACAAGCUUAGAGAAGAUGGAAAUCGUCAAGCAAAACGAUUCGCCUUGAAAAAUGCUCGUAUUCGACCAAAGGGAUAUCAGGCUGGCCGAGACUAUUCCAAUGGUAAUGCUACUUCUAGCUGGACAACACAAAGUGCUGUUCGAACGACAGUCAACACCAACGACAUCCAUAGUGAUAGUAUUGAUGAUCAGCAAGAACGACAACAAAUAACACCUCCAUCGAGUGAUACACGAACAAACGGUGGACGAGGUCGAUCACGUCAUGAUUAUGCACCUUCUCUCAAUGUGGCUCGAUCAUGUGGCGAUUUGGAUUUUAAAAUGGAUAGCAAGAAAAAAAUCAUCUCCUGUGAACCAGAUGUAACAUUUAUACGUAUUGCCGACGAUCGUCCGUCAUCAACCGACAAGGAAUCUGAUUCAACAAACUCAUCAUGGACAUCAAUAGCACCUCACACCUAUGUCACAUCAGGACCAUUCAAAACAAGAAGACGCAACUUUUUAUUCAUGAGCACAGAUGGCACCUUUGAUUACAUGUACGAAGAAACACCAGAACGACAAAAUCGAGCCAUUGCCAAGGCAUUGGGACCUCUGAUUGAAGAUGGAGAAAAAAUCGGCAAAUACCUUUUGGAAGAAGAAGAACGAAGUCAAACUAUACAACACCAUCAAGAUAAUGAUCACAAGAAUACCAAUGAACAAGAAAAUGUCGUUUCAGCAAUCAAGUCGGUGGCAAUAUCUAUGGAUAUCGACAAGACUGUGGAUGUGACCGCUACCAGCUCACCGAAACCUGAUCAAACGUUAAAUGAUGAGAACGCCAAAAUGGAAGAGGGCAAAAACACAAAUAUCACUCAGGACACAUUGGAAAACGGGGAUAUUACAAAUAAUAACGAUAGCAAUGAUACGGAUAACAAGAAUGAUACGGAUAACAAGACGAAUGAUGACAAUAAUAAUGGGGACAGCGACAAAAAAGAAGAAGUAUUACCUCGAAAACCAUUGCUAUAUCGGGAACUUAGUGAAAAAGAAAUCAAGGUACGCAAUACCAAAGAAAAGACAUUGGCGAUGGCUGCAAGAUAUUUUGCCAAUCGUGAGGGGGCUCAUGGAUUCUUCUCUUCAACACUACAAGAUUAUGAUGAUUGCACCAUUUUACUGGUUGAAAUUUAGAUAGUCUGUUACCCACUUUUUAGUUUUAUUAUAUUAUUUUUAUUAUCAUUGUUAUUUUUUGUUGCUUUUUUUUUUUUUUUUUUU
Halteromyces radiatus is the source of this 2854-nucleotide messenger RNA. RefSeq lists its product as uncharacterized. Gene Ontology annotation, molecular function: protein serine/threonine phosphatase activity. The transcript has 4 exons. The record is from RefSeq and is a predicted model, not a curated record. The coding region runs from base 74 to 2770 and encodes 898 amino acids. Lineage: Eukaryota; Fungi; Mucoromycota; Mucoromycetes; Mucorales; Cunninghamellaceae. Gene Ontology annotation, biological process: protein dephosphorylation.